Juglans regia (Persian walnut) is the source of this 1049-nucleotide messenger RNA. Its product is annotated as thioredoxin-like 3-2, chloroplastic. The transcript is spliced from 4 exons. Gene Ontology annotation, cellular component: chloroplast stroma. The coding region runs from base 245 to 727 and encodes 160 amino acids. NCBI's taxonomy places the organism in Eukaryota, Viridiplantae, Streptophyta, Magnoliopsida, Fagales, Juglandaceae. The record is from RefSeq and is a predicted model, not a curated record.
CAAAAGCGCAGAACCGACUGAUUCAAGUCAACGUGGGUCCAGACUCCUGCAGAUAUUUUACAUUCCGGCGGCUACAAACGCAACGCCGUGAGGCUAAUCGGCAUCUGGGACCCACCCUCCUCUUCCGUCUACCUUGUUACCUUUUCUUUUCUCAAAACUGUUUACCGUUCUUCUUCGCACGCCACAACGGAAGUUUUCUCACUCUUUCAAACACAUACUCUCUCUCCCUCUCUCUGAUCCCGAUAUGUCCGAGGUUCUUUUGCGGUUCCAAGUCAGUCCCAGAUUCCUGAGAGCCCGGACCCCACGUGAUUUCCUGCGACAACCACUUACGAAUCUCGUAGUUUCGGGCUCCAGAACACUUUCUCUGCCCAGAAAACACCAGGUUUUUCCCGCGAAAAUUGAUGUGAUUGGAGGGGAAUCUUCUUGGAAGCUAAGCGCUUGGACUCGGGAGGGGUCUUUGCAGGAGCUAGAUGAUUCGCCCGUGUCCGUGGAGCUCCACCCCAUAUGCAGCGAGACCCAGUUCGAUCGGGUUCUUGCGGAGGCCCAACAGCUCGAGGAAUCGAUCAUCAUUGUUUGGAUGGCAAGCUGGUGCAGAAAAUGUAUAUAUUUGAAACCCAAACUGGAAAAGUUGGCCGCAGAUUUCUACCCAAGGAUUCGGUUCUACCGUGUUGAUGUCAAUACAGUUCCACACUCGCUCGUUUCUCGUGCUGGAGUCACUUUAUUUUAGUUGGGCAUGAUGUUAGCUAGCUUUUCGAUUCUGCCAGCCCCACAGUCUGCACCAUCCAACUCCGAGGCAUGCUACUAUCUAAUUUAAUGAAUGGCAGCUUGGAUGAAAUAUAAAUUGAUGUAACUAGGAAAUUUUCAUAUGCUUGGCACUUCCUCCUUUCUUCUUCAUUUCUUCUCACUUUUUCUGUUUUCCUGUCCAUCUAAAUGGAGGCACUCACGAAUCUUAUCAAUCCCAUUGUUCUGUUUGCUUCAGCCAUACAUGUGUGCUGACUGUUGACUUGAUUGUUUCUUCUUUUCCAUGCAUGUGUAUGUGGUGGGCUCCU